Messenger RNA from Acanthamoeba castellanii str. Neff, 402 nucleotides. RefSeq lists its product as hypothetical. The coding region runs from base 1 to 402 and encodes 133 amino acids. Gene Ontology annotation, cellular component: membrane; cytoplasm. NCBI's taxonomy places the organism in Eukaryota, Discosea, Longamoebia, Acanthamoebidae. The transcript is spliced from 4 exons. The record is from RefSeq and is a predicted model, not a curated record.
AUGGGUGGCUUUGAUUGGAAGCGAACGGGGCGAUUGAUGGCCUACGGAUUCCUCGCCUCUGGGCCGAUGAUGCACGGGUGGUACAAGGCGUUGGACGCCGCGAUCCCGUCGGCCAGCUUCAAGGCCUCGAUCGUGAAGCUGUGCCUUGACCAGUCCAUCGCUGCACCCACUCUCAUCGCCUCCUUCUUCGUCGUUGUCGGGGCUAUGGAGGGGAAGAGCAGGGCCGAGCUGGAGGAGAAGAUGCGACGGGACUACCUGGCCACCAUGAAGGUCAACUGGAGCGUGUGGCCGCUCAUCUCCUUCAUCAACUUCCGCUUCAUCCCUCCCGCCCAGCGAGUGCUGUACGUGAGCUGCGUGAGCGUGUUGUGGAAUGCGUACCUCUCUUGGGUCAAUGCUCGGUGA